This is a messenger RNA of Arvicola amphibius (Eurasian water vole), 2923 nucleotides long. RefSeq names its product cytochrome P450 3A9-like. The coding region runs from base 1 to 2727 and encodes 908 amino acids. Gene Ontology annotation, biological process: oxidative demethylation; G protein-coupled receptor signaling pathway; steroid metabolic process. NCBI's taxonomy places the organism in Eukaryota, Metazoa, Chordata, Mammalia, Rodentia, Cricetidae. The record is from RefSeq and is a predicted model, not a curated record. The transcript is spliced from 16 exons. Gene Ontology annotation, molecular function: G protein-coupled receptor activity; testosterone 6-beta-hydroxylase activity; oxidoreductase activity, acting on paired donors, with incorporation or reduction of molecular oxygen, reduced flavin or flavoprotein as one donor, and incorporation of one atom of oxygen.
AUGGCUCCUUGCUGUGCAGGUAUCUCCGGCAUUGUCAUUUUGAUGGUUCAUUUCAGCUGGACCUGGGUAGGACUGGUUCUCAUAGAAGACCACAAUGGGGCUGAGGUUCUAUCAGACUUGAGAGAAGAGAUGGACAGAAACAGAGUGUGUGUAGCUUUUGUAGAAAUGAUUCCAGACAACUUGGUUUACUUGGAAUAUUUUUCUAGAACUGAUCUGCAGAUCCAGAAAUCAUCUGCAAAUGUGGUUAUUAUUUAUGGUGACACUGAAUCUUUUCAUUCUAUAAUAUUAAAUAUUUCACAUACAUUAUUGAAUUGGAAAGUCUGGGUAAUGAAUUCACAAUGGGAUACAACUACUGUUUUUCAAUAUUUCAUAUUUGAUUCAUUCCAUGGGAGUCUCAUUUUUGCACAUCACCAUAAUGAGCUUUCAGAUUUUAGGAAGUUUAUCCAAUCAUACAACCCUUCCAAAUAUCCAGAAGACUUUUAUCUUGCCCUCUUGUGGAAUAGAUUCUUCAAUUGUUCUUUUUCUGGACUUGAUUUUAAAAUAUUGGGUAACUGUCUACCCAAUGUUUCCUUGGAAAUGUUGCCUGAAAAUAUUUGGGAAAUGGAUAUGACUGAAGAGAGUUACAAUGCAUAUAAUUCUAUAUAUGCUGUGGCUCACAGUUUCCAUGAGAUGGCUCUCAAACAAGUACAAAGUGACCCCCAUGGAAAUGGGGAGGUAAAUACCUACCUACCCUUGGAGCUUCACCCUUUUCUCAAGAAUAUCCAUUUCAAAAAUGGUGCUGGAAGCCUUGUGAUUUUGGAUUCACAAUGGAAAUUGAAUAUAGAAUAUGAUAUUCUCAACUUCUGGAAUUUCCCAAAUGGUCUCAGACAAAAGGUGAAAGUUGGAACAUUUUCUCCAAAGGCUCUACAAGGCCAAGAACUGUUUUUGUCUAACCACAGGAUACAAUGGCCUAUAGGAUUUACAGAGCUUCCUCACUCUGUGUGCAAUGAGAGCUGUGUUCCUGGUUUCAGAAAAUCUCCCCUCGAGGGUUCAGCUGUAUGUUGCUAUGAUUGCACUCCUUGUCCAGACAAUGAGAUUUCUAAUGAGACAGCACUGCAGGUUUGCCUUUUGACUCACAGCUGGGCAGGAAAGGAAGCUCAUCAGGCUCAGUCCUGCAAGGUGGAGCACAAACAUCUGAGAAUAAAGCACAAAAGAGACUUGAUUAAAGAAGCAGCAAUGGACUUGAUCCCAAACUUCUCCAUGGAAACUUGGAUACUCCUGGUUACCAGCCUGGUGCUCCUCUACCUGUACGGAACCUAUACACAUGGGACUUUUAAGAACUUGGGGAUUUCUGGACCCAAACCAUUGCCUUUUGUGGGAAAUGUUCUUGCAUACCGAAAUGGAUUUUGGGAGUUUGACAGACAAUGCUAUGAAAAAUAUGGGAAAAUAUGGGGGUUUUAUGAAGGCCGACAGCCUGUUUUGGCUAUCAUGGAUCCAGAAAUGAUCAAAUCAGUGCUGAUAAAGGAAUGUUAUUCUACCUUCACAAACCGCCGGGUGUUGGGUCCAGUGGGGUUUUUGAAAAAAGCAAUCACCUUAUCUGAUAAUGAAGAAUGGAAGAGAUUAAGAACAUUGCUGUCUCCGACCUUCACCAGUGGAAAGCUCAAGGAGAUGUUCCCUAUCAUUAACCAGUUUGCAGAUUUGUUGGUGAGAAACUUGAGGCAUGGAGUGGAGAAUGGGGAUCCCAUCAACAUGAAAGACAUCUUUGGGGCCUACAGCAUGGAUGUGAUCACCGGCACAUCAUUCGGAGUAAACGUUGAUUCCCUCAACAACCCACAAAAUCCCUUUGUACAAAAAGUGAAAAAGCUCUUAAAAAUUAAUUUCUUGGAUCCAUUCUUCCUCUCAGUGAUACUCUUUCCAUUCCUUAUCCCAGUAUACGAUGCACUCAAAAUGACCGUGUUUCCAAAUGAUGUCAUAAGCUUUUUUAAAACUUCUGUAGAACAAAUAAAAGAGAAUCGCAUGCGAGAUAAAGAAAAGCAAAGAUUGGAUUUUCUUCAGCUGAUGAUCAACUCCCAGAAUUCCAAAGACAAAGAGUCUCAUCAUGGUUUAUCUGAUCUGGAGAUUGUGGCCCAGUCUAUUUUCUUUAUUUUCGCUGGCUACGAGACCACUAGCAGCGCUCUUUCCUUUGCCAUGUAUUUGCUGGCCACUCACCCUGAUGUCCAGAAGAAACUGCAGGAUGAAAUCGACAUUGCUCUACCCAAUAAGGCACCUGCUACAUAUGACGCCCUGGUGCAGAUGGAGUAUCUGGACAUGGUCGUGAAUGAAACUCUCAGAUUGUAUCCAGUUGGUGGGAGACUUGAGAGGAUCUGUAAGGCAGAUGUUGAAAUCAAUGGGGUGCUCAUUCCCAAAGGGACUGUGGUGAUAGUACCAACCUUUGCUCUUCACAAAGACCCAAAGUGCUGGCCAGAGCCUGAGGAGUUCCGCCCUGAAAGGUUCAGCAAGAAGAACCAGGACAGCAUUGAUCCUUACUCAUACCAGCCCUUUGGGAGUGGACCCAGGAACUGCCUUGGCAUGAGGUUUGCUCUCAUGAGCAUAAAAGUUGCUCUUGUCAGAGUCCUGCAGAACUUCUCCUUCCAGCCUUGUAGGGAAACUCAGAUCCCUUUAAGACUAAGAAAACAAGGAUUUUUUCAGCCAGAAAAAUCCAUUAUUCUAAGGGCUGUAUCAAGAGAUGGAACCCUAAGUGGAGCUUGACAUAAAGUCCAUUAUGAGGUUGCAUCCCAUAACUCCAGAUGCCAGCUGAUUCUGUGAGGAAAAUGCAGAAAUCAAGAUGACAUUGGUUGUCUUCAUAUAUGGGGGACUAUAGGCAUUCAUCAAAUUGCUCAUCACCUCUAGCCACCAAAGUUCAAAAAUCACUCGCUUCCCCAAAAUAGAGAAAAGCAAGAACUUU